This is a messenger RNA of Budorcas taxicolor (takin), 1224 nucleotides long. Its product is annotated as zinc finger protein 671-like. The record is from RefSeq and is a predicted model, not a curated record. The transcript has a single exon. Gene Ontology annotation, biological process: negative regulation of transcription by RNA polymerase II. The coding region runs from base 1 to 1224 and encodes 407 amino acids. NCBI's taxonomy places the organism in Eukaryota, Metazoa, Chordata, Mammalia, Artiodactyla, Bovidae. Gene Ontology annotation, molecular function: DNA-binding transcription repressor activity, RNA polymerase II-specific.
AUGGCUGACGCUGCACCACACACGGACUCCCUCAAAAGCAUUGUAACCUUUGAGGAUGUAUUCAUCCGCUUUACCAGAGAGGAGUGGGACCUGCUCACUGAGAGUCAGAAACGCCUGUACCAUAAGACGAUGGUGGACAACUUUGCACUGGUAAUGUCAGUGGGACUUGAAAGUUCCAGAUAUUGUUUGAUUUCUCCACCAGAGCCAGAGAGCGCACCCGAGGUUCCUGCCAGGAUAGGCAUAGCUGCGGCAGUGGAAGAGGUAAGCCAGGAAAGCCCUGGCCCUAGUCCUGGCCAUAGUGUGGAGGAUAGAGAUGACUCUUCUGUUUCUAUAAAAAUAUCAAAUGUUCGAAGUCUGCAGGUGGCGCCUUCCAUCCAAAACAGCCCCCUAUGCGAUAUGUGUAAUCCAGUCUUUGGUGGCGUUUUUCAGCUGGCUGGGCAGCCAGAAACCUCUUCUGAGCAGCAACCAUAUAUGUGUGGAUCAUGUGGAAGAGCUUUCCCACUCAGUGUAAGCCUUGACGAGAUGCAGAGGUGGCAGAGUGGAGGGACAGUCACUAGAAGGGAAAGGGACCAGGCUGCCUCUGUGAAUAGCCACGGAUGCCAUGGGUUAGGGACUGCCUGUACCCAUGAGAAGGGUGAGGAAGACAUCUCAGCCAGUUCUGGAGUUGUGCAGCACCGUGGCACUCAAGACGGGGAGAAUCCGUGCACGAGCGCUGAGUGUAAGGAGACCUUUCCCACUGGACAAAGGGAUCACCAAUGCAGUGGAAGUGAGGGGGCUUGCGGCCAUCAGGAGGGAUGUGUCCAGCAGCAGGAAAUCUAUGUACAAGAAAGGUCUUAUGAAUGCAAUACAUGCGGGAGAGUCUUCAACUGCAGAGACACAUUUAAUAAUCACCAGGAAGUCCACCGUAGAGAAAGGUCAUGUGAGUGUGAUGUAUGCGGGAAAUCCUUUACACGCAGUUCCUAUGUGAAAAUACACAAGAGGCUUCAUACUGGAAUAAGGCCUUUUGUGUGCGAUGAAUGCGGAAAAACAUACAUCACUAAGUCCCACCUUACUGUCCACAAGAAAACUCACACCAUAGAAAGCCUGAGCAGACGACUGGUUGUAGGAAAUGUGUUGCUCAUACCGGUCUUGGUUAACGCAAGAGAAGACACACAGGAGCAAGGCCUUGGACAUUCAGCAAAUGAGGGAGAGCCUAAAGAAGCCUCUCCCACCUCUGACCAGUGA